AUGAAAACAUUCCUGCUUGCCUUUGCUGCUGUGCAGAUCCUCUGCUGCUCAGGAGUGCCAAGCACCAAGGAAGCUCUGAGGGCUUCAGUUAUAAAGUUGAAUGAAAUCACCGAGAUCACCAACCUCUGUGGAGUCACCAGGGGAGGCGUGACAAAUACAUAUCGCACGGGUAAACUGUCCUACAGCGUGGAUUUAAUGUUCUCUGUGAAAGAAACUGUCUGCUCCAAGAAUUCUGGACAGGAAUUUGAUGAUCCCAGCUGCUCCUUCCGCCCUAAAAACAUUGCGGAGAAAGGCUUUUGCAAAAGCCAUGUGGAAUUUUUUGCUGAUAAGGUAGCUGACGUUGAUGUGGAGUGUGAUGGUCUGAAGACAGUUGACAGCGAGAGUGACUCAACAGAAUCGAGUGAAAACAGUAUUGAGGCACAAAGCAAAUCAAAAGAAACAUUGCCUGAGGAAACCUCAAAUAAAAAAGACAAAUCAAAAGAGACAUCUCUUGAAGACUCAGCUGAUGUAAAGAGCAAGUCAAAAGAGACAUCAGCAAAAGAGUCUUCCAAUAUGAAAAGCAAAUCAAUGGAAUUAUCACUGGAGGAGCCUUCAAAUGAACAAAAUGAGAAAUCGAGAUCCCGUCACUGA
This is a messenger RNA of Hypanus sabinus (Atlantic stingray), 630 nucleotides long. Its product is annotated as secreted phosphoprotein 24-like. The record is from RefSeq and is a predicted model, not a curated record. Gene Ontology annotation, biological process: bone remodeling. The transcript has 9 exons. Lineage: Eukaryota; Metazoa; Chordata; Chondrichthyes; Myliobatiformes; Dasyatidae. Gene Ontology annotation, cellular component: extracellular region. Bases 1 to 630 code for a protein of 209 amino acids.